AUGAAGAUCAAGCAUGCAAUCCUUCCAGGCAGAGAUCCAACCUCACGAUGGGACGUCGAGUUUGAAUGCAACACCAUCACACGCAUACAACCGGCGGCAGCGCCGGCUGAUUGUUCGAGAAACCCGUCGCCGUCCCCGUUGCUUCUGCCGCCUCUGUGCCACCCACACAUCCAUCUGGACAAGGCAUAUCUACUGACGUGCAACCACCACCACCACCCCCACCAUCAUCCGUCAAGUGAAGCGGACAAGCACCCGGACUACUCGGACCUGACGCCCCAAGACGGCUCAUUCGCCGAAGCCCUCAGGUUCACGUCCUUGGCCAAGCAGCGCUACACGGACGAGGACCUCUACCUGCGCGGCGCGCAGCUGCUGGCCACGUCCCUCUCGCAGGGCGUCACGGCCUGUCGGGCCUUUGUCGAAACCGACCAUGUCACGCGCCAAUCGUGCCUGCACGCGGCGAUCAGGCUGAAGGAAUGUUUCAGAGGGAAGAUGAGGCUGCAGAUCUGUGCGUUCGCACAGGAUCCCCUCUUCAGCACGGAGCAUGGCACAGAGAACAUGCGGGUCUUGCAGCACGCGCUGCGUGACUUCGGUGAGCAUGUCGAAGUGCUGGGCACGACGCCGUACGUGGAGAACUCCACAGAGGCGGCGCUGCGGAACAUCGAAUGGGCCAUCGAGACGGCGUUGGCGUAUUCUCUCCAUCUCGACUUUCAUCUGGACUAUAACCUUGAUGGGUCACGGGAGGCGAUGGUCUGGGACGUGCUCCGUCUGCUUAGGGAGAAGGGGUGGACUGAGCGAGCCAAGCCGGGGAAGACGGUCGUCCUAGGACACUGCACGCGGUUGACACUGUUUAGUGACGGUGAGAUGGCGAGACUGGCGGGGGAAAUCAAAGACUCCAGCCUGCCGGUUCAUUUCGUGGGGUUGCCCACCUCGGAUCUGUUCAUGAUGGGCCGGCCUGCGGGCGCGGCAGGUGAGUCGACGUCCGCGGACCGGCCACGCGGGACGCUGCAAGUCGUCGACAUGAUCAAGAAGCAUGGCAUCAAUGCGUGUCUCUGUGUGAAUAAUGUGGGCAAUGCAUUCACGCCGUGGGGGACGGGGGAUCCACUUGCUCUGGCCUCAUUGGGCGUGGGGCUGUAUCAGGCUGGCACGGAUGAGGAUGCUAACCUCCUAUUCGAGUGUGUGAGCUCGAGAGCCAGGCGGGCAAUGGGCUUGGGCCCCGCGAGCGCGCUUGAGGCUGGGCUACCAAGUCAGGAACCAAGGCCGGACCAGGACCAGGAGGAUACCACGGAACUCCAGGAAGGUCGGAGGGGCGAACUUCUGCUGAUCAAGAACAAAGAGUACGUGGCUUGUCCGGGGCAUUUGGGCGUCAAGAUCCCGGCGAGGCAGCAGGUUUGUGUCAGGGAUGUGGUUUGGGAGCCGCCAGAGGUCAACCUUCGUCAGAUCCUGAGGUGUGGUUGA
Molecule: messenger RNA, 1455 nt
Organism: Cladophialophora yegresii CBS 114405
Lineage: Eukaryota; Fungi; Ascomycota; Eurotiomycetes; Chaetothyriales; Herpotrichiellaceae
Exons: 1
Coding region: 1-1455 (484 amino acids)
Molecular function (GO): hydrolase activity, acting on carbon-nitrogen (but not peptide) bonds, in cyclic amidines
Source: RefSeq, a predicted model, not a curated record